AUGAGGAUGUAUCCGGCUGAGUAUAGGGUUGGGAAUGAGAGCUAUAUCUCCAAGUCCUGUCGGAGCAAGGACGACUCUCUUUUCUGCAGGAGAGAUGACUAUGAUAGCUCAGUUCCGAGUAAACAGAACCUACUUUGCCGGGGUGAAAGCGGAUUAGAAUCCAUACUCCGGGUACAGGACCAGGAGAUAGAGGAGAAACAGCAGGUGGAGAACCGGGAACAGGAGUGGAAGAAUGAACAAGAGAAGGUACUAAAUUAUAUUGAAUCUCCGAGUACAACCCCGGGCAGUGUUAGACCGAGUAACGGAAGUGCUCUAAGGGAGAAACCAGAUGGAGUAAACCCGUCCGAUCUUAUUUCUCAGGCUGAGCAGAAAACCAAGACCCUGGGGCGGACCCGGAGAGAGGAAACUCAUAAAAUACCCGGGUCGGGUUCCAGGAAUGAAUUUACUCUGGGUGCGGAUUUACAAGGUUCAGAAGGAUCUAAUUCUCCAGAGUUUUUCACCGAACCAACACUCAAGUACGGGUUCGACUCCGAGGAUAGUUUUGAGUCUGGAUUUCCAUCCCGGGGAUACAGGAUCAAGUUUCAAUAUGUUCUCUCCUCAACAACAAAGUACAACAUCCUCCUGGACCAGUCUAGCGGUAUGGCCGAGGGGAACAGGUGGAUUUACGUCAAACGUGCCCUCUUCCGGUUUAUUGAUCUACUUCCGGUAGGCAGUCGGUUAAAUAUUUUGGCGUUUGGAUCUUCAGUGAAAGAAGUUUUACCAACUACAAGAGUGACUGAACUGAACAGAGAUGGAUUGUUUGGAAGAAUUCCUCGCAGAGUGCUUGAUGACGUCACAUCUUGUGUUGAAUGUGCUCUAAAGGGUACCCUGAGCAGUAUCGGACACAAUGAAGCUGUGAUACUGAUCAGCGGGGUUCAGAAUCAGAUUCCAAACUAUGCGCGAGUGUUGAACCAAGUCAGAGAGAAGAAGAUACCGAUCUUUAUCGUAACCUACCCUGCCACCAUCCAUCCGUCCUACAUUCCGCUAGCGGAGUUUGGCGGAGUUUACUCCGUUGUUGAGAACAGUCCUAAACUUCAUCCUCUCACCCACCUCCAGGAGAUACUGGCCAGUAUUAUUUCAAACACUGAGAGUGAGACCGUUGAGAAACUUCAUGAAACCCAUUACAAUUCCUUAGCAUUUGCGGGAACAUUCAACUACGACAGGGAGGACCCUACAGAUCUGAUGAUCACACUGAAUGUGCCAGACGAGGAAAAAGUUGAAUUCUUUGAGGUAAAAGAUCCGUCCGGGAAGAAGCGUAUCUUUUCCAAGUUUGAGGACGGGAUGGUUUACUUCAAGUUCUCUGGGCAUCUCCCCUCCGGUAUCUGGUCCUACCACGCCAAGCUUUACCAUGACUCCGUGUUCCCUGACACUAAGAUGUCCGUGGAUGUGAUCACAAGGUCGGAGACAAGCUCCGGGAUCUAUGUGGAUAUAUUCACCAGUAAUCAAACUCCAGAUCCGACCAAAGAACCGGUUGUUGUCUUUAGCAAAAUCAUGAGAAACGGUCUUCCUAUAGUUGGUGCAAAAGCAACCGCUGAGCUGUACAUACCAGGUGGUGUACAGGACGGUGCGUUGUAUACCCUAGACCUGCAUGACAAUGGUCUAGGGUACCCGGAUAUUACAGCCGGGGAUGGAAUUUACUCCGGGUAUGUUCCCGGAUACGGGAUGGUUCCUGGCUUCUAUGCAAUCCGGGUUCUGGUUACGGAUAACAACGGCGAAGCUGGACAAGCUAAACAUCAAGCUCAAGUAGAAUCUGUGUCCGAAUGUUGUGGAUCUAGAAUUGAAUAUGGGAAUAUCUCCGCCCCAACAGGAACUUUUCAACGAAUAUCUGCCGGGGAAUCCUUUUAUCUGGCCCACGGUUACCCGCUAACAGAAGACAUCUCUCCGCCCUGCCGAAUAUCUGAUCUACAGAUGGCGGAAGUACUCAACGAAACACUCGCCAUCCGCCUCGACUGGACAGCUCCUGGAGGCGAUCUAGAUUUUGGAAAAGCUCACAAGUAUGAAAUCCGAUGUCACACUGAUCCAAGUAUGCUAGCAGACUCAACCUUCUCGGAGAAGGGUAUCCUGGUUCACUCUGAGAGUGUUCCUAUUCCAGGAGUAUACGGGACCCCCCAGACAUCAACCGUUGGGGUUCCUUGGCCUAAUCAGCUCUUUUAUUAUGCUAUUGUUGCCAUUGAUGAUCGGGGGAACCGGGGCACAAUCAGUAAUCUAGUAUCCGUCUUCAUUUUAGAAUCAUCUACAACAACAACAACAGAGAGUGGUUCCUCUCCAGCACCCAUUGAUCCUCUCGACAUAUUAUCCUACCUUCAAUCCCAUCAACUAAACUCCAACGACUCUCUAGAUGAUAAGCAUCUAAGGGAAAAGUUUCUAAAACUAAGCGAGAAUCUGGUGGAAUUAAAAGGCUCAAAUUCUGAGAUCUAUAUAGCGACCGGUAUUGUCAGCGGGGUGGUAGUGGUAAUCAUUAUCAUAUUGAUAGCAUUAGUUCUGCUCAAUCGGAGAAAGCGUAGUAUGUCACCGGUUCCAAUCCCUGCUACUCCUAAUACUACAACUACAUACAAGGAACCUGAAGAUAAAUCUAAUCUGGGUCAAGUUACUAAACUUAGCUCGGAUGGAAGUUCUAAAGUCCUCCUCUCCUGGUUAGAUUCUCUACCUAAGACAGAUGAUAAAGUAGGAGUAACCUCCAGCAGCCCUAGCUCUCAUAACACCAGUCUUGAUAGCACUCUUAACACCAUCAGCAGGAGGAAUCAUACUCUAACCAAGACUAAUCCAUACAGACACAAAGUCCUCACUAACGGUAGUUUUGUAAGUUUGAAAGAUAUACCGAGUGGGAGUGAGGAAGGAUCAACUAGAAUGACCAGCAGUACCCUUGAUGAUUCCAAUGGAUCAGACACAAGCAGUGGAAGCCACAACAAUGUUGGACUUACGUCAAAAUCCUUAAAAGUGGCAACAAGCUCUGGGAUCAAGAGGUCGAAUACUAGCGCCUCCUCCCUCCGACCUGACAACCCAGUUGUGAUCAAUACGGCCAGUUUACGUAGGUCCCACAAUACAGGAUAUUUUAGCUUUCGAGAUUAUAGUCCUGUAUACGCCACAGCUACACUAGGACGUGGAUACAGGAGUAAUCUACCCGUCUUAGCAGAAGAUAGUAUUCAUGGAACCAUGAGACAUCAUCCAAAUCAGACCAGGAGAACUAAACGGACUGAAUCCUUUGUCUAGGAACUAUUUUAUUUUGACGGGAUGAGAAACUUGAGAGUUUAAUUUCAUGUUCUAAUCUAACCCUUGUUCUAAACUAUAGUUACCCUGUAUAUACGUACCUUAAAGGGACUGUAAGCAUAUUUUCAAGUGACCUUCCAUUUAUAGAGUGGCGUGUUCUAUUUUCAACAAUAUCCUUUAAACCUUUGAUUAAUGAUUUUUCCUUGAAAUUCUUAUUUAUAUAGAGGGAAAUUAAGUGUCAAGAAACCGCGCCAGUGUACACUAGCGCGGAGACUACAGUAUACACAGUAAUCUCGAGUUUCUCUGCACUCAAUCUGCUGGACAAAGGUUUAAAGGGUACAAUUGUGAAUUGGACACAUGCCUCACUACAAAUGCAAGUUCACUUAAGAUAACGCUUACAGUCCCUUUAAACCAGCAGUAGAGCUAGAUAAAUGUUGGUGAAAAUAGAUCUUAGCUACGGUGACAAUUUGAAAAGCUAAACCCAGGAUUAUAUCUGAUCGAUGAUGAUAUUAAAGUGAUCCUACCAUAUAUGUAUAGUUCAUGUUAAUCAUAGAACAUAACUCCUAAAAUAACAACAGACCAUGUGAACACUAUUUUAUAGGACUGAUGCUGUGGUCUUUUAAUAACCCUUUACAGUGCCCCCCUCCCUCCCGGCUGUGAAACAUAACUGUGAUGUAUAUGUUACAUUAUAUACCUUUAUUCAUUAGUUUUUAAAUAUUAUUCAUUUUAUAAAAAUUUUGAAAAUUU
Eurytemora carolleeae is the source of this 3993-nucleotide messenger RNA. Its product is annotated as calcium-activated chloride channel regulator 1. Lineage: Eukaryota; Metazoa; Arthropoda; Copepoda; Calanoida; Temoridae. Bases 1 to 3249 code for a protein of 1082 amino acids. The record is from RefSeq and is a predicted model, not a curated record. The transcript has 7 exons.